AUGACAGUUAUAAUUGGAUCAUUAUUCUUACCAUAUACAGUUCAUUUUCAAAUUGGUAAAGAUCAAUAUGAUUAUUUACAAAAAGAAGAUAGUACUAAAUUACAAUCAAUACAAAUAUCAAAUGAUAAUUCUUUAACUAAUUCAAAAAAUGCAUCUACUUCACAAUUUUUACAUCAACAACAACAACAACAAUCAGAUAAUUCAUUAGAUCAAAAUUCAAUUAUACCAUCAUUAAGUCAAAAAUUAAAUAUAUCAUCAAAUACUUCAAAAUCUCAAAAUUCUACAUUAAAUAAUUCAGUUCGUUCAGAUACUCCAGAAGGAUUUUUUUAUAAUAAAAGAAAUAUAUUACAAAGAAAUAAUUCUAAUAAUAAUAAUAAUAAUUCAACUUCUGCACCAAUUUCAAAAACAACAACAGCUGAUCAUCAUUAUAUACAACCAAGACCAAGAUUAGGUAAUAGAAUUGAUAGUUCAAUAUUAGACCCCAAAAAACCAACAACAGAUGGAGUUACUGGUUUAAAAAUUUCAAGAUCACAAUCAAAUUUAUCAUCAUCAUCACCAAAUUAUAUUAACAUUAGACCACCAAAUCCAAGAUCAAAUUCUUCAUUUUUAAGAAAUGAAAAUAAUCAAAAAUUUGGAUUUACAAUUCAUGGAAAUAAUAGUUAUAAUUCAAUUUUAUCUGAAGAAGGUAGUACUAAUACAAGUAGUAAUGUAAACAAUAGUGCAAUGAUUCCAUCAUCUUUUGAAGAUGAAGAUGAAGAUGGAUUAACAGGAUUUGAAAAAAAUUAUAAACAUUCAGCAUCAAAUAAUAAAAGAUUAGCACCAUUUGGAGGAUUUUCAAAACCUGGUAUAGAACAUGAUUUAUGGAAUGAUGAUAAUAUUUUUGAUACUGCUGAAUGGACAGUUGAACCAUCAGAUGAUGGGAAUGGAUCAUUAACUAAAGCAGUUGAUAUUUCUGUACAAGAUGGUAUAUUGCAUCAAAAUAAAUGGGUUGGUAUUAUAGCAAUGCCAAGUGAUACUAUUUCAGCAGAAGUUAAAGAUAAAAUUUCAACUAGGUUAAGUUCAGAAUAUAAUUGUGAUGCUGUUUUCCCUGAUGAUAUAACUUUUGAAGGUCAUUAUAGAUCAUUUUGUAAACAAAUUUUAUGGCCAACAUUCCAUUAUCAAAUUCCAGAUGAUCCAAAAUCAAAAGCAUUUGAAGAUCAUUCUUGGGGUCAUUAUGUAUUAAUGAAUCAAUUAAUUGCUGAUAAAUUAGUUGAAACUUUUUUACAAACUAAUGGAGAAUGUAAUUUUGAAGAUUCUGAAAAUAUGAUUUGGAUUCAUGAUUAUCAUUUGUUGCUAGUUCCUAAAAUGGUUAGAGAAAAAUUACCAAAAGUUAAAAUUGGAUUUUUUUUACAUGUUUCAUUUCCAUCUUCUGAAGUUUUCCGUUGUUUUGCUCAAAGAACUGAAUUAUUAGAAGGGAUGUUAGGAGCUAAUUGUAUUUCAUUCCAAACAAAUGAAUAUAUUCGUCAUUUUAGACAAACAUGUAGUAGGUUAUUAGAUGUUGAAGUUAAUGAACAUGAAAUUAUACAUAAUGGACAAUUAACUGUUGUAAAUACUAUUCCUGUGGGAAUUGAUUCACCAUCAUUAAGAGAAAUAGUUUAUAGUGAUGAAGUUAAAGAAUGGAAAAAACUUAUUAGAGAAAGAUGGCAAUCGGAAAAAUUAAUAAUAAGUAGAGAUAAAUUUGAUAAAUUAAGAGGUAUUAAACAAAAAUUAUUAGCAUAUGAAAAAUUUUUAACAACAAAUCCAGAAUUUAUUGAUAAAACAGUAUUAAUUCAAAUAUGUAUUGGAUCAUCAUCUGAUCCAGUUUAUGAAGCUGAGAUUAUGAAAAUAAUGUCAAGAAUUAAUUCAUUACCUGAAAACAUAUCAAUGACUCAACCAGUUGUAUUAUUACAAAAGGAUAUAGAUUUUGAACAAUAUUUAGCAUUACAAUGUGAAGCAGAAGUUUUUGUUGUUAGUUCAAUGAGAGAAGGUUUAAAUUUAACAUGCCAUGAAUUUAUAACAGCAACAGAAGAGAAAAAAUCACCAUUAAUCUUAUCUGAAUUCACUGGAUCUUCAUCACUUUUAAGUUGUAAUGGAGAAGGUGCUUUAUUAAUUAAUCCAUGGGAUUUAAAGAAAUUUUCAGAAACUUUUUUAAAAGCACUUACAAUGUCUAAAUCAGAGAAAACAAAACGUUGGAAAAAUUGUCAUCAUUUUGUAUUAACUCAAGAUUCUAAACAUUGGGUUGAACAUUGUUUAGAAAGUAUAAAUCAUGCAUGGGAACAAAACAAAAAACAUUAA
Lodderomyces jiufengensis is the source of this 2313-nucleotide messenger RNA. It is a transcript of the gene TPS3, whose product is annotated as trehalose 6-phosphate synthase/phosphatase complex subunit. Lineage: Eukaryota; Fungi; Ascomycota; Pichiomycetes; Serinales; Debaryomycetaceae. Gene Ontology annotation, molecular function: catalytic activity. The transcript is spliced from 2 exons. Gene Ontology annotation, cellular component: alpha,alpha-trehalose-phosphate synthase complex (UDP-forming); cytosol. The record is from RefSeq and is a predicted model, not a curated record. The coding region runs from base 1 to 2313 and encodes 770 amino acids. Gene Ontology annotation, biological process: trehalose biosynthetic process.